AUGGUGCCGACACAUGUAUCCCGUUUUCUGCCUUUGGGUCACACUGGAAAACGGCGGCUGAGCUGCAUGGCGAAUAUUUGCAGCUUCUGCGAGGGCAGCUUGGGUGAUAAUGCAGCACAAACCGUGGAUAGAAGUCACCUGAAAUCAGGUGACGAUCGACCGGUGACGCCGCUACAGCGAUUUGUCGAUGCGAAGGCUAGAAUUAACAGUAUUUAUGUCGAAAUCGAAAAUUACAUUCGGGAAACGACGAAAUCUCUCGAAGAAUUAAGCGAACCAAAUGAACUUUUCGACCCUUCGCUGCUGACUUCAAUUCACGAGUUUUGUGAUUCUAUCCACCAGAUUCGCGAUGUUCUCAUGCGAGAUCAUAUGAAAGUUGUAUUUUUUGGAAGGACCAGUAACGGCAAGAGUAGUGUCAUCAAUGCUAUGCUGCAUGCAAAAGUACUGCCUUCGGGUAUUGGCCACACGACGCGUUGUUUCCUGCAGGUAGAAGGCUCAACUGAUGACGAGAGGUAUAUGCUGACCGAAGGCUCAAAUGAACCGAAAAAUUUAUCGUCCAUUGACCAUUUGGCACAUGCUCUUUGCAGCCAAGACCUCGGUGAGGAUGUUAUGAUUCGCGUAUUUUGGCCGAGCAAUACGUCGAGACUUCUACAAAAUGAAGUUAUUUUAGUUGACAGUCCUGGUGUCGACGUUUCUCCACAGUUCGACAGCUGGAUCGACAAACACUGUUUGGAUGCGGACGUCUUUGUGUUGGUUUCAAACGCUGAAUCAACUUUAACUCAAGCCGAGAAGAACUUUUUUCUGCGAGUAAACGCAAAGUUAUCAAAGCCGAACGUAUUCAUUUUGAACAACAGGUGGGAUGCCAGUGCGUCAGAACCAGACUAUAUUGAACAGGUUCGCCAACAACAUAUGACUCGUUUUCUGAAAUUUUUGGUUGAUGAGCUUCAAGUUUGUUCGGAAGAAGAGGCUUUCAAUAGAGUAUUCUUUGUAUCUGCCAAGGAAGCGCUAAUGCACAGGUUGGCGGAGCAGGGAAUUAUGACUAUUGAGGGCUGUCAAACCCGCUUGAAGGAGUUCGAGGCAUUUGAACAUCAGUUCGAGCUCUGCAUAUCUGAUUCGGCAAUAAGGACGAAAUUCGAGUUCCACAUCCAAAAGGGUCGAGAUGUGUCAAGAAGUAUAUGCCGGAUCUUUUCUGAUCUGUACAGAAAAGCUUCGGAACGCAGCGAACGUUUGUCAGGGAUUUGCAAAAAUAAAAUUUCUGAACUGAAGACUUCGCAGACCAAAGUACUCAGUUAUAUGGAGAACGUUUCCAGAGCGUGCAACAGUCUGACGGUCGAAGUGCAACGCAAAGUGAUGACAGAAAUUGUUGACGAGGUGCAUCGUCUUGAGGCUUUGACGGACAACUACCAGCAACCUUUUUACGAUGAUCCUGUAUACCUUGGUUCAUAUAAAAGGGAUCUGAUAAAUUAUCUUGACUCUGCAAUCAAUAAUGACCUGAUGGUGCGGUGUUCUGGAGGACUGCUUGAAGGGAUUUUAUUGAUGGAACGGGACAUAGUGCGCGGCGCGAUGGCCAUGUUUCCUCCAGAAGUAUCGAAUAAAGCGAUAUCGGUUUUGCAGUAUAGGCAGCCUUUCAGAUUUUCAUUUUCGCUUGGCUGCGCCUCGUUGUUGCAAGAUUUUCAGGAAGAUUUGGAAUUCAGGUUUUCUUUGGGAAUGACACAGCUCAUACGGUGGUUCCUGCGUAUUCGCAAAAAUGGCAGUCGAAGUGAAAAGCUCUUUGGUGGAUAUAAUGUGAUACCUGAAGGCAUCUCUCCGGAUACACCUAGCGAUGGUACCGAAACUACCGAUGUCUGCGCCACUGAAAAUGUGUUGAUGAAUUCCAUUGUGUACACAAGUGCUUCAUAUGUCGCAAACGGGAGUGUCGGCGUCUUGUUAAUCGGAGGUUUGAUAUACAGAGCAGUCGGCUGGCGGCUGAUCUUUUCCGGAGCUGCUCUAUACUUCCUAUUUUACGCGUACGAACGAAUGAGCUGGAACUCGCGUGCCAAAGAGAACUGUCUCAAAAAGCAGUUGAGGGAACAUCUUGCAAAGAAGCUGAAGCAGAUAUCGCCAACAUUGUCUACCAACUGCAAAACGCAAGUUCAGAGGGAAAGGGCUUCUCUCAUCUGUUCGCAGUUGGACGACUUUUCAGACACGUAUUUGAAAUCUGGUGCCAUCUAG
This is a messenger RNA of Soboliphyme baturini, 2208 nucleotides long. The record is from the annotation of a GenBank genome assembly. Lineage: Eukaryota; Metazoa; Nematoda; Enoplea; Dioctophymatida; Soboliphymatidae.